Aureobasidium namibiae CBS 147.97 is the source of this 1599-nucleotide messenger RNA. Its product is annotated as serine/threonine kinase 16. Gene Ontology annotation, biological process: transmembrane transport. The transcript is spliced from 2 exons. Lineage: Eukaryota; Fungi; Ascomycota; Dothideomycetes; Dothideales; Saccotheciaceae. The coding region runs from base 1 to 1599 and encodes 532 amino acids. Gene Ontology annotation, molecular function: transmembrane transporter activity. The record is from RefSeq and is a predicted model, not a curated record.
AUGGCUCUCGGAAUACUGGAGCCCAGGACGGAGCAUGUCCCAGGCACUGUUCAAGUCACCCGUAGGAGCGACAGCGAUUCGUCCUCAUCGCGGACAACAAUCCUUGUGCCGCAGCCCACAGAUGACCCGAAUGAUCCAUUGAACUGGCCACUCUGGCAACGCGAUGUCAUCCUCGUAAUCCUCUGUAUCGUCUCUGUCCUCGCGACUACCGCCUCACCCCUUCUAGCCGCCGACUCGGUCGAACUCGCGCUCAAGUUUCAGUGCACAUUUGAGGAAGCAGCUCUUCUCACAGCAUACCACCUAGCUGGUGUUGGUGUGGGAAGCUUACUAUUCGUUCCGCUUGCAAGAGUUUGGGGAAAGAGGCAUGUGUUCCUGAUCGGUGCAGUGCUCAUGAUUGCGAGCUCCACCUGGGGAGGAUCCACACACAUGGGACACAACUACACGAGUUUGUUGUGGGCACGAGUGAUUCAGGGAAUCGCCUUGGCACCGUUUGAGUCACUCAUCAACGCAUGCGUGGGAGACCUCUAUUUCGUCCACGAGCGUGGUCUGCGCAUGGCAUUUGCGAACGUCUCGCUCUUUGGCGGAGCGUUCCUGACUCCAGUGUUUGUUGGUAUGAUUGCCCAUGACAUUGGUUGGCAGUGGUCGUUCUACUUUAUUGCCAUCUUCAUGGGUGGUGGCUUCUUACUGCUUCUGUUCUUGUGCCCGGAAGUCGCGUACCGUCGACCCGAUCGCCUGAACACAGAUAUGACGACCAGCAGUUCGGAUUCACUGGAUGGAAAUGCCCCCUCCUACGACGAAAAAUCACCCAACGAACAAGUUGUUGCCAGAGUCAGAGGCAAUGCAUGGAAACCUCUGCGUAUUGCCCCCUUCAACGGACGCAAAAGUGACGAGUCGUUCUGGAAGCUGUUCCUGCGACCAUUUCCACUGUUCUUGCACCCAGCUGUCAUUUGGGCUUGCUUGCUCCAGGGUGUGAUCAUAGGCUGGACUGUGAUGGUAGGAGUCAUCCUGUCACUAAUCUUCCUCGGACCUCCAUUGUUUUUCGACGAAGAACAAGCUGGCAAGAUGUACACCGCAGCAUUCAUUGGAAGUAUACUCGGUCUCUUGAUUGCAGGAGUCUACACUGAGCUCACUACACGUUUCAUGGUCCGACGUAACAAUGGAAGAUACGAGCCUGAGUAUCGAAUCCUGCUCGUCAUUCCUACCCUCAUAUUCGCUGGCAUCGGACUCUAUGGCUUCGGCAUCACAGCGGCCAAAGUAGCACGCUAUGGCUGGAUUGUACCGGAAGUGUUCCUCGCGUUCAUCGUUGCUAGUAUGGUCAUGGGCGCCACAGCCUCGGCGCAGUACUUACUCGAUGCACACAGAGACAUUGCAGUCGAAUCGUUCACAUGUUUGAUCAUUUUCAAAAACAUGUUUUCGUUCAUUCUGGCGUACUUUGCUUAUACCUGGGUCUUCGAAGGAGGCAUUGAGAGGCUGUUCAUCGUAUUUGGCAGUAUCGAAGUCGCCAUUUGCGCAUUGAGCUUGCCCAUGUACGUGUUCGGCAAGAUGAGUCGCGAAUUCUUCCAUCGACAUGAUUUGUUGCAGAUGUUUGGGUUGAGAUGA